This is a messenger RNA of Pongo pygmaeus (Bornean orangutan), 11195 nucleotides long. It is a transcript of the gene CFLAR, whose product is annotated as CASP8 and FADD like apoptosis regulator. Gene Ontology annotation, biological process: regulation of apoptotic process; proteolysis. Lineage: Eukaryota; Metazoa; Chordata; Mammalia; Primates; Hominidae. The transcript is spliced from 10 exons. Gene Ontology annotation, molecular function: cysteine-type endopeptidase activity; protein binding. Bases 2485 to 3924 code for a protein of 479 amino acids. The record is from RefSeq and is a predicted model, not a curated record.
UCAGAGUUGCAGCAGGCCCUGCGCCGCCGCACCCCGCGUCCCACACCCCGCCGCUCCUCACAGCCCUGCGCUCCGGGAAACUGCAGGUGGCCGGCAGUGGCCAGGGGAUGGCGGGGGCGCUUCUGGAACCUGACUCAGUUCUGUAGAUUCCUUAUCUCGGUUGUUUACCGCGGGCUUUGCGGAAAGCCCCCGCUUCCGCUUCCGCCCGGCUCCGAACCCCCGAAACCCCGAACCCCUUCUACCCGCAACUCCGCCCCGGAUUCCCAGAAAGGGGCCACCUGGGCCACAGCGGUACAAGCUGCACCCCGAUGGACAGGAAGUAACCCUUGGCCAACUCUGGCCGCCCCCUGCAGCCGCAGCCCCAGAGGCCCCCCCGCGAGCUUCAGUGACGGGUCCUCAGCGUCGUGUAAACUUUGCUUAAAAUGAUCUUGAGAGUUCAAUUCUUGGGGUGAACUGUUAAGAAGAUCUGGCAUUUUUCCUUUCGAAAGUUGUUGGGAACGUGGACUUUCCCAACAAUUGUGUGUGCGCUCGAUCUCACUCAGUGGGAGCCUCCGCCCUGGAGGGAAUUUCACAAUAGCCUGGUCAGGGCGGUUAUUUUCCAGAGCAGUUUAAUGUCUGUUUUGCCCAAGUGCAAGGAAAGCUUGCCUUGGAAAAGCUGGGAAUGCUUGACUGAUGAAAAGUUUUUAGAGCCUUUUGAAAUGAACCUGUUUCUGCCACUUUUCCACCGCUUCAAAAGGACUGGGAAAUGUAAAAUGGCUUCAAGAUGUUCUUGCUUGAGGGUGUCCGGAUUUGGACAGAAGGCCAUGUUCUUUUAAUAUUAACAGUGGCACGCAGUAGAACAAAGGCCACUGAAAUUCAGAAUCAGUUUUUGGCUCCACGGAGCAGGGAGUAAAUUCAAGGACGCCAGAGGUCUUGCGAAUAUUUUAAUUGGUUGACAUUUGAAAUUUGUUCUUAAGCAGUGAGGGGUGGAACCAGUAGGGGGAUAGCGUAUAGCAUAAGUAAAGCUUUUUGGACAUCAACAAACUGCGAUAAUCUAGAACAGACAGCGGGCUCUGGAAGGUUUGACCUGCUUUAGAGAGAGAUAUUUCAGAUAAGAGGAACGGAGUUUUUGGCACUUUUCGGUUUGGUGAUUCCCCUAAAUAACCUUACAAAAGUUUCGUUGAACAAAAAACCUGGCUCGAGCUCCAAGAUCUUUUUUUUUUUUUUUUUUUUUUUUUUGAGACAGCGUUUCACUCUUGUUGCCCAGGCUGGAAUGCAAUGGCACCAUCUCUGCUCACCGCAACCUCCGCCUCUCGGGUUCAAGCGAUUCUCGUGCCUCAGCCUCUCAAGUAGCUGAGAUUACAGGCAUGCACCACCACGCCCGGCUAAUUUUGUAUUUUUAAUAGAGACGGGGUUUCUCCAUGUUGGUCAGUCUGGUCUCGAACUCCUGACCUUAGGUGAUCCGCCCGCCUCGGCCUCCCAAAGUGCUGGGAUUACAGGCGUGAGCCACCGCGCCCGGCCCAACUCCAAGAUCUAAACAAAAAAGACUAGAUUGAAAGGGAGUUUUUAAUGUUUACUGUUUGCUUUACAUACAUUUUCUUGUUUUGUUAAUACUUGUUUUACUUACAGCUUUUGGGUCAAAUGUCCUCGUUAAAAUGGCUUUCUCUAGCGACUUUAUGUUUUACGUUUCUGUUUGUAACUGACAUUUGACCUUCUUUUAACACGGUAUUACUUGCCUCCUUAUACCGGUUUCCAAGGUGAAGCCAUUUGCAGGGUCGCUGGGUUUCCCCCUCCCCCUGAAAGUCUUGCGCGACCCGGGGUGGGCGGGAUAGCGUGCAGUUUUUUGAGCCUUGGGCUGGGGGCCUCCAGGAAGCUGAAGCGGAAAUUGCCUAGGCCCCUGGGGCAUUGGCGGUCCUACCGCAGCUCCUAGUAGGUGGUGGGGGCGCAGCGGCGGUCCCCACUCAGUCCUGGUGGGGCCGCACGUAACUGUCCUGAGCUAUGCAUAAGCCCUUUGACCACGCAUGGAGAAUUUUACCACCCAGAGACACGCGAGUGGCCCUGUGCAAGUUUCAACUGCGCGGGGGCGGGGAAUUCCGCAGACAGGAUUCGAGAAUUUAUGUCUUGUGUGGUAACAUUUCAGCCGGUGGGCGGCGGGGAUUAGGCGUGAAGCGGUUCAGCAGGCAGAGGUUCUCCGACGCCCUCCGGCGAAGCCACCUGUUGAUGCUUUUGACUUUCUGUCCUUGUUCCUCGUCCCAUCUGGAGCAUUUCCAAUUCUGGUUUUGCGGAGCAGCAGGUCUGAGCUUGUCCGGCGAGGGUGGGAGUUGGUCCCGGCGGAGAUCCAGUGGGAAGAGCCGGCGGCUGCCCGGGCAACACCCCCACUGGAAAGGAUUCUGAAAGAAAUGAAGUCAGACCUCAGAAAUGAAGUUGACUGCCUGCUGGCUUUCUGUUGACUGGCCCGGAGCUGUACUGCAAGACCCUUGUGAGCUUCCCUAGUCUAAGAAUAGGAUGUCUGCUGAGGUCAUCCAUCAGGUUGAAGAAGCACUUGACACAGAUGAGAAGGAGAUGCUGCUCUUUUUGUGCCGGGAUGUUGCUAUAGAUGUGGUUCCACCUAAUGUCAGGGACCUUCUGGAUAUUUUACGUGAAAGAGGUAAGCUGUCUGUCGGGGACUUGGCUGAACUGCUCUACAGAGUGAGGCGAUUUGAUCUGCUCAAACGUAUCUUGAAGAUGGACAGAAAAGCUGUGGAGACCCACCUGCUCAGGAACCCUCACCUUGUUUCGGACUAUAGAGUGCUGAUGGCAGAGAUUGGUGAGGAUUUGGAUAAAUCUGAUGUGUCCUCAUUAAUUUUCCUCAUGAAGGAUUACAUGGGCCGAGGCAAGAUAAGCAAGGAGAAGAGUUUCUUGGACCUUGUGGUUGAGUUGGAGAAACUAAAUCUGGUUGCCCCAGAUCAACUGGAUUUAUUAGAAAAAUGCCUAAAGAACAUCCACAGAAUAGACCUGAAGACAAAAAUCCAGAAGUACAAGCAGUCUGUUCAAGGAGCAGGAACAAGUUACAGGAAUGUUCUCCAAGCAGCAAUCCAAAAGAGUUUCAAGGAUCCUUCAAAUAACUUCAGGCUCCAUAAUGGGAGAAGUAAAGAACAAAGACUUAAGGAACAGCUUGGCACUCAACAACCGGUGAAGAAAUCCAUUCAGGAAUCAGAAGCUUUUUUGCCUCAGAGCGUACCUGAAGAGAGAUACAAGAUGAAGAGCAAGCCCCUAGGAAUCUGCCUGAUAAUCGAUUGCAUUGGCAAUGAGACAGAGCUUCUUCGAGACACCUUCACUUCCCUGGGCUAUGAAGUCCAGAAAUUCUUGCAUCUCAGUAUGCAUGGUAUAUCCCAGAUUCUUGGCCAAUUUGCCUGUAUGCCCGAGCACCGAGACUACGACAGCUUUGUGUGUGUCCUGGUGAGCCGAGGAGGCUCCCAGAGUGUGUAUGGUGUGGAUCAGACUCACUCAGGGCUCCCCCUGCAUCACAUCAGGAGGAUGUUCAUGGGAGAUUCAUGCCCUUAUCUAGCAGGGAAGCCGAAGAUAUUUUUUAUUCAGAACUAUGUGGUGUCAGAGGGCCAGCUGGAGGACAGCAGCCUCUUGGAGGUGGAUGGGCCAGCAAUGAAGAAUGUGGAAUUCAAGGCUCAGAAGCGAGGGCUGUGCACAGUUCACCGAGAAGCUGACUUCUUCUGGAGCCUGUGCACUGCGGAUGUGUCCCUGCUGGAGUGGUCCCACAGCUCACCGUCCUUGUACCUGCAGUGCCUCUCCCAGAAACUGAGACAAGAAAGAAAACGCCCACUCCUGGAUCUUCACAUUGAACUCAAUGGCUACAUGUAUGAUUGGAACAGCAGAGUUUCUGCCAAGGAGAAAUAUUAUGUCUGGCUGCAGCACACUCUGAGAAAGAAACUUAUCCUCUCCUACACAUAAGAAACCAAAAGUCUGGACGUAGUGGCUCACACCUGUAAUCCCAGCACUUUGGGAGGCCAAGGAGGGCAGAUCACUUCAGGUCAGGAGUUCGAGACCAGCCUGGCCAACAUGGUAAACGCUGUCCCUAGUAAAAAUACAAAAAUUAGCUGGGUGUGGGGGUGGGUACCUGUGUUCCCAGUUACUUGGGAGGCUGAGGUAGGAGGAUCUUUUGAACCCAGGAGUUCAGGGUCAUAGCAUGCUAUGUUUGUGCCUACGAAUGGCCAGUGCAUACCAACCUGGGCAAUAGAGCAAGACCCCAUCUCUUUAAAAAAAAAAAGACAGGAACUAUCUUACUCAAUGUAUUAGUCAUGUUUCUCUAGAGGGACAGAACUAGUAGGAUACAUGUAUAUAAAAAGAAGAGUUUAUUAAGGAGUAUUGACUCACAUGAUCACAAAGUUAGGUCCCACAAUAGGUCAUCUGCAAGCAAGGAAGCCAAUUCAAGUCCCAAAGCUGAAGAACUUGGAGUCCAAUGUUUGAGGGCAGGAAGCAUUCAGCAUGAGAGAAAGAUGGAGGCCAGAAGACUACACCAGUCUAGUCUUUCCAUGUUUUGCCUGCUUUUAUUCUGGCAGUGCUGGCAGCUAAUUAGAUGGUGCCCACCCAGAUUGAAGAUGGUCUGCCUUUCCCAGUCCACUGACUCAAAUGUUAAAUCUCCUUUGGCAGCACCCUCACAGAUGUACCCGGGAACACUUUGCAUCCUUCUAUUCAAUCAAGUUGAUAUGCAGUAUUAACCAUCACAGUCCAUUUGGGCAACUAUACCAAAUUACCAUAGACCAGGUGACUUAAACAGCAGUUAUUUCUCACAGUUCCGGAGGCUGGGAAAUCCAGCAUCUAAGUGGUAGCAUAUCUGGUGUCUGGUAAGGCAUGCUUCCAGAUCUUACCAGAUGUCAGUCUUUUCAUGUUCUCACAUGGCAGAGAAAGAGGAUGCAAACUCUGAAGUGUAUCUUCUUUAAGGUCACAAAUCCCAUUUAUGAGGGCUCUACUCUCAUGACCUAAUUACCUCCCAAAGGCCCCACCUUCUGAUACUGUCACACUGGGGAUACUGUCUCCCCUUUGAAUUCUAGGGGGGAUACAAACAUUCAGUUUGUAACAAUAGCCUUCUGAUUUAGAGGUUACUUGUUCGUUCAUCUAGACCUCAAAUUGCAUUUUACAGCUAAUCAAGCAUAUCUUUCUCUGAUUUGAUAGUGUGACCUAAAAGGGGACCAUUGUUUGAAAUAUCAUUAGAGUUUCUUACUAUUAUUAUUAUUAUUAUUGAGACAGAGUUUCAUUCUGCCGCCCAGGCUGGAGUGCAGUGGCAUGAUCUUGGCUCAUUGCAACCUCUGCCUUCUGGAUUCAAGCAAUUCUUCUGCCUCAGCCUCCCGAGUAGCUGGGAUUACAGGCUCCUGCCACCACACCUGGCUAAUUUUUGUGUUUUUAGUAGAGACAGGGUUUCACCAUGUUGGCAAGGGUGGUCUUGAACUCCUGACCUCAGGUGAUUCACCAGCCUCGGCCUCCCAAAGUGCUGGGAUUACAGGUGUGAGCCAUUGCACCUGGCCUAUUAUUAUUUUAAAAUCUUUUUUAAAUUGCUAAACAGGGGUACCUCUGGGCAGUAUGUCAGAAUACCACUUUUUAAAUGUUUUAUGAUUUAUUUAUUUUUCUAUUUCUUGAGGUUAGUUUUAACUGAUGUGUAUCUGUAUAUCUAUUUGUGUAUAUUUUGUCAUGAUCACGCAACAGAGGCUGAAAAGUGUGGAAGAGACAGUUUUCAGGAACAACAAGCAAUUAUUCCUACUUUCCAAGUUAUUUUGACGCCAUGGUGGCUCAUACCUAUAAUCUGAGUACUUUGGGAGGCUGAGGUGGACGGAUCACUUGAGCCCAGGAGUUCAAGACCAGCCUGGGCAACAUAGCAAGACUCCAUCUCUACAAAAAAAUACAGAAUUUAGCUGGGCAUGGUGGCGUGUUCCUGUAGUCCCAGCUACUUGGGAGGCUGAAGUGGGCGGAUCCCCUGAGCCCAGAGAGGUCAACGUUAUGGUGAGCUGUGAUCACACCACUGCACUUCAGCAUGGGAGAUAGAGUGAGACCCUCAGAAAAAAUAAAUAAAUAAAACCACCAGCACCACAAACAACAACAAAAAGUUAUUUUGUGCUUGUUUUGAGCACAGGACUCCUGAGGGUAUCUUUGCAUUUAAUAUUGCAUAGGGGUGCCAGUGGGAAGUAAUGUGUAUGCUUGGCCUCAUGAGUUAAAACCCUGUGUUAAUUAUGACAGAAGGAAAGUGUGUGAGAGGGAUCUUAACUACCUAGCAGCCCUAGCUGCCAUCUUGAACCAUGAAGAUAAGGGCCACACAUAGGGGUAGCUGGGUAGUGAGCAGCAAGAAGCCUUGUUGGAUAAGGGCAUGAAGGAACAGAAUCGCUGUAGAAUCACUGUGUCAGCCCUAAUUACCUACCUCUAGACUUUUAUGUGAGGGAAAAAAAUUGAGAGUUUAUAUUUAUCUCAACCUAGUUAACCCAAGUGAUGCAGUUAUGAGAUUAAAAUGUUUGGAGGCCGGGCGCAGUGGCUCACGCCUGUAAUCCCAGCACUUUGGGAGGCCAAGGCGGGCGGAUCAUGAGGUCAGGAGAUCAAGACCAUCCUGGCUAACAUGUGAAACCCUGUCUCUACUAAAAAUACAAAAAAUUAGCCAGGCGUUGUGGCGGGCGCCUGUAGUCCCAGCUAUUCGGGAGGCCGAGGCAGGAGAAUGGCAUGAACCUGGGAGGUGGAGCUUGCAGUGAGCUGAGAUCUUGCCCCUGCACUCCAGCCUGGGCAACAGUGCGAGACUCUGUCUCAAAAAUAAAUAAAUAAAUAAAUAAAUAAAAAAUAAAUAAAAUGUUUGGAAUGUUGGCUUCAUCCCUGGGAUGCAAGGCUGGUUCAACAUACGCAAAUCAAGAAACAUAAUUCAUCACAUAAACAGAACUAAAGACAAAAACCACAUGAUUAUCUCAAUAGAUACAGAAAAGGCCUUCAUAAAAUUCAACGUUGCUUCAUGUUAAAAACUCUCAAUAAAGUAGGUAUUGAUGGAAAACAUCUCAAAAUAAUAAGAACCAUUCAUGACAAACUCACAGCCAAUAUCAUACUGAAUGGGCAAAAGCUGGAAGCAUUCACCUUGAAAACUGGCACAAGACAGGGAUGCCCUCUCUCACCACUCCUAUUUAACAGAGUAUUGGAAGUUCUGGCGAAGAAAAUCAGGCAAGAGAAAGAAAUAAGGGGUAUUCAAAUAGGAAGAGAGGAAGUAAAACUGUCUGUUGGCAGAUGACAUGAUACUAUAUCUAGAAAACCCCAUUAUCUCAACCCAAAAGUUCCUUAAGCUGAUAAGCAACUUCAGCAAAGUCUCAGGAUACAAAAUGUGCAGAAAUCACAAGCAUUCUAUACACCAACAAUACACAAGCAGAGAGCCAAAUUAUGAAUGAACUCCCAUUCACAGUUGCUACAAAGAGAAUAAAAUACCUAGGAAUACAGCUAAUAAGAGAUGUGAAGGACCUCUUCAAGGAGAACUACAAACCACUUGCUCAAGGAAAUAAGAGAGGACACAAAUGAAAAAGCAUUCCAUUCUCGUGGAUAGGAAGAAUCAAUAUCAUGAAAAUGGCCAUACUACCCGAAGUAAUUUAUAGGUUCAUUGCUGUUCCCAUGAAACUACCAUUGACAUUCUUCACAGAAUUAGAAAAAAACUACUUUAAAAUUCAAAUGGAACCAAAAAAGAGCCCGUAUAACCAAGACAACAAUAAGCAAAAAGAACAAAGCUGGAAGCAUCACACUACCCAACUUCAAAGUAUACUGCAAAGCUACAGUAGCCAAAAUGGCAUGGUACUGGUACAAAAACAGACACAUAGACCAAUGGAACAGAAUAGAGAACAGAGAAAGAAGACCACACAUCUACAGCCAUCUGAUCAUCGAUAAACCUGACAAAAACAAGCAAUGGGGAAAAGAUUCCCUAUUUAAUAAAUGGUGCUGGGAAAACUGGCUAGCCAUAUGCAGAAAAUUGAAACUGACCCCUUCCUUACACCUUAUACAAAAAUUAACUCAAGAUUAAAGACUUAAUGUAAAACCUAAAACUAUAAUGACCCUAGAAGAAAAUCCGGUUAAUACCAUUCAAGACAUAGGCACAAGCAAAGAUUUCAUGACAAAAACAUCAAAAGCAAUUGCAACAAAAGCAAAAAUUACAAAUGGGAUCUAAUUAAAGAGCUCCUGCACAGCAAAGGAAACUAUCAUUAGAGUGAACAGGCAACCUACAGAAUGGGAGAAAAUGUUUGCAAUCUAUCCAUCUGACAAAGGUCUAAUAUCCAGAACCUACAAGGAACUUAAAACAAAUUUGCAAGGAAAAAAACAACCCCAUCAAAAAGUGGACAAAGGACAUGAACAGACACUUCUCAAAAGAAGACAUUUAUGUGGCCAACAAACAUAUAAAAAAAAGCUCAACAUUACUGAUCAUUAGAGAAAUGCAAAUGAAAACCACAAUGAGGUACCAUCUCAUGUCGGUCAGAAUGGUGAUUAUUAAAAAGUCAAAAAACAACAGAUGCUGGCGAGGCUGUGGAGAAGUAGGAACACUUUUACAUUGUUGGUGGAAAUAUAAAUUAGUUCAACCAUUGUGGAAGCGUGUGUGGCUAUUCCUCAAAGAUCUAGAACUAGAAAUACUAUUUGUCCCAGCAAUCCCAUUACUGGGUAUAUGCCCAAAGGAAUAUAAACCAUUUUAUUAUAGAUACAUGCACAUUUUUGUUCAUUGCAGCACUCUUCACAAUAGCAAAGACACAAUAGCAAAUGCCCAUCAAAGAUAGACUGGAUAAAGAAAAUGUGGUACACAUACACCAUGGAAUACUGUGCAGUGCAGCCAUUACAGCUUUUGGUGAUACAGUGAAUCAGAUUUUUUAUCAAUUCUUUUAAUUGGUUAUUACUGAACAUGAAAAAGUAAUCGUUAUAUUGAAAUCUUGAGUCUGGCCAUGUUUUUAUCUUAAAUUCAUAAAGAAUUCUAACAGAAGAGGAAUUCAAAGAAUGUCAUAAAUGGAUGUUUCUCCAUGGAUGAAGGAACUAUUUUAUUCACUUGCUGAUAAUUCAGCCUAAUCCAGUUUGGCAUCAUAUAGAUAAGUAGUUGAAUUAUGGAUUUAAAAUACAUAUCAUUUUCUAACUCCAAAGGUCAUACUUAUUUAGAUGGUUUUGAAAAUAUAGAAAGGCACAAUUUUUUAAAAAAUCUGUUAUUCACCACCACCACUCAAUCUAUCAUCUGUCUCUCCAUUCAUUCUUCCAUUUGUUUAUAUCUGUUAAUUUUUGUAUGUGUUCAUGUAUAACUUUUACAUGAUUGGAAUCAUAAUGCGUAUUCCAUUUUGAAGUCUGCUUUUUUUUUACACAAAAAUAUGUUGUGAAUAUUUUCCUAUAUUAUGAAAUAUCAUUAGCUGAGCUUUUAGAAUUGACUGCAUGUUUUGGUACCAUUUAGAUGUGGUUUAAGAUACUUAGAAGUUAUGUGUCUUUGCCACUGUGGAUGAAUCUUCUUUACUCAAUAUUAAUUACUUACAAAUAACCUCACCUAAACACUACUCAGCCAUAAAAAGGAAUGAAUUAAUGACAUUCACAGCAACCUGGAGACUAUUACUCUAAAGGAAGUAACUCAGGAAUGGAAAACCAAACAUUGUGUGUUCUCACUCAUAAGUGGGAGAUAAGCUAUGAGGAUGCAAAGGCAUAAGAAGGAUACAAUGGACUUUGGGGACUCAGGGGAAAGGGUGGGAGGGGGGUGAAGGAUAAAAGAAUACAAAUUGGGUUCAGUGUAUACUGCUCAGGUGAUGGGUGCACCAGAAUCUCACAAAUAAGCACUUAAUUACUUACGCAUGUAACCAAAUACCACCUGUUCCCCAAAAACCUAUGGAAAUUUUUUUUUUCUUUUUUAAAAGGAAUGAGAUCAUGUCCUUUGCAGGGACAUGGUUGAAUCUGGAAGCCAUUAUCCUCAGCAAACUGUUAACAGAGGAGCAGGAAACAAACACCACAUGUUCUCACUUUUAAGUGGAAGCUGAACAAUGAGAACACACGGACACAGGGAUGAGAUCAACACACACUGGGGCCUGAUGCAGGGGCCGUAGGAGGGAGAGCAUCAGGAUAACUAGCUAAUGCAUGUGGGGCUUAAUACCUAGGUGAUGGGUUGAUAGGUGCAGCAAACCACCAUGGGACAUGUUUACCUAUGUAACAAACCCACACAUCCUGCGCUUGUAUCCAGAACUUAAAAUAUUUUAAAAAUCUUUAGAGAAUACAAAAAAAAAAAAAAGAUUCUUCAAUGCAUACACAAUAAAAUUGCAGUUCAGUCAAACACUGGAAGUCUUUCUCUGUCUAGGUGGUAUCUUCAUUUUCAGCUUCUUCAAGCUCCCACUCCAAACACUGUUAGCUCAGCCAAAUUGAACAGCUCAUAUCUCCUACCUCUGGAUCUUUGGUUCUGGUGAUUGUAUAUUUCUGGACCAUCUGGAACCCCAGCAUAUCACCCUACCCCACAUCUCCACAUCCCCAAAAUAUAACCAUACUUCAAGGGCAGUUCAAAUACUGUCUCCUUCUGUCCUCCAUGAAGUCAGUUAUCUCUUCCAUUGGAAUUAUCACCCCCUCUCCUGAACAGUACUAUUUCGUGUGAAUCUCCUCCAAGCCUUCUUUUCGUUUUAUGUCUCAUGCUGUAAUUCUUGGAGAGUGUGCUGUAGCUCAAGUGCAGAAUUCUCAUCAGUUUUAUCUUUAUCUCUCUCCUAAACACUUUACCUGAUGAAGAGCCUGGCAUACACAUAAAUAUAUAUUGAAUGAAUCAGUGAUGGAAUGAAAAGAGAAAUGAUGGAUCUACUAAAUUUUAACUUUUAUAAAAUAUUUUGAUAUAUUCAUGACCUUACUUUAGCAAGCAAUGUACUGAACAUGAUGUAAACUAUUGUUGAUAUAGUUUUUAUAUUGGAAGCGUAAGUAGUUUGUGGCAUGGGAUUGUGACAUAUCCUAGGUUUCCUCGUCUUCUUUUUAUUGAAAUGUAAUUCACAAGCCAUAAAAUUUGCCCCUUUAAAGUAAAUGAUGCAGUGGAUUUUAGUAUAUUUAGAGUUGUGCAAUCAUCACCAUUAUCUAAUUCCAGAACAUUUCCAUCUACCUAGAAAGAAACUCCAUACCAGUGAGCUGCCACUCUAAUCCUCCUCUUCCCCCAGCCUCUAGAAACAAAUAAUCCAUUUUCUGUCUCUACGAUUUGCCUAUUCUGGAUAUUUUAUAAAAAUAAACAUGUGGCCUUUCGUGUCUGA